Morus notabilis is the source of this 3127-nucleotide messenger RNA. Its product is annotated as copper-transporting ATPase PAA2, chloroplastic. The transcript has 17 exons. Gene Ontology annotation, biological process: copper ion homeostasis; monoatomic cation transport. The record is from RefSeq and is a predicted model, not a curated record. Lineage: Eukaryota; Viridiplantae; Streptophyta; Magnoliopsida; Rosales; Moraceae. Gene Ontology annotation, molecular function: ATP binding; ATP hydrolysis activity; copper ion binding. Gene Ontology annotation, cellular component: membrane. Bases 177 to 2867 code for a protein of 896 amino acids.
CGAGAACCAAUACAGGGUCAAAGUUAAUUCUCCUCCGCGCCACAUGAUUUUCGUGUCUUUCAUCUUUCCUGCUCCUUUUUUCCGACCAACCUGUCUCCGAACAAAAUCGCAAUAUUCUCCUUCUCCUUCUCUCCUCUUUCUCUCUCUAAAAUUUGGAUGUCCGAAUUUUUCUAUUCAUGACUACUGGUUUUCUGACCAUUUCUCUUCUGCCUCCGCCGAAGCUCCGCUUCGGCCAUGGCGCUAACUCCAAUAGCGAUCGUUUUGGCUUCAGGCCUCUUCUCCCGCAAAGACGUCGUAUCCCCAAGGCGCUCCCUCUCAAUGGACGGCGAUAUCUUCUCCCGUCAAAGUCGAAUCCCAGCUUCGUCCCCUCCAGCUCUCUCCAGACGAAGACAUCUACUCAGGAAUCGGCCUCCGAACAGGAAUCGCGCGGAGGAGAGUCCUCGAUUCUGCUCGACGUGUCCGGGAUGAUGUGCGGUGGAUGCGUCUCCCGAGUCAGAUCGGUGCUCUCCUCCGACGAGCGAAUCGAAUCGGCGGCGGUCAACAUGUUGACCGAGACGGCGGCGAUCAAGCUGAAGCCGGAGGUGGCGGCGGAGGCGGGAUUCUCGGCCGCGAAUGUGGCGGACAGCUUGGCCCGGAGGUUGACGGAGUGCGGAUUCUCGUCGAAGAGGAGGGUUUCCGGAGCUGGAGUGGCUGAGAAUGUGAGGAAGUGGAAGGAGAUGCAGAAGAAGAAGGAAGAACUUCUCGUGAGAAGUCGGAAUCGCGUGGCCUUUGCUUGGACUUUGGUGGCCUUGUGCUGUGGAUCGCACGCUUCACAUCUUUUGCAUUCCUUCGGAAUUCAUGUUGCUCAUGGAUCGUUUUUCGAGGUACUUCACAAUUCGUAUCUGAAGGGUGGUCUGGCUUUGAGCGCUUUGCUGGGACCAGGACGAGACCUGCUUUUUGAUGGUCUUAGGGCAUUAAGGAAGGGUUCCCCUAACAUGAAUUCACUCGUCGGAUUUGGAUCUUUAGCUGCAUUUGCCAUUAGUGCGGUCUCGCUCCUUAACCCUGAGCUUCAGUGGGAUGCUUCAUUUUUUGAUGAACCGGUCAUGCUUCUUGGUUUUGUGCUCCUAGGACGUUCUCUGGAAGAGAGGGCAAGGCUCAGAGCUUCUAGUGAUAUGAAUGAACUUUUGUCACUCAUAUCCACUCGGUCAAGGCUUGUGAUUACUUCCUCAGAAAGUGAAUCCUCAACCAAAAAUGUGCUUUGCUCUGACUCUGUAUGUGUAGAGGUCCUAACUGAUGACAUUCGAGUUGGGGACUCAGUGUUGGUUUUGCCUGGGGAGACCAUACCUGUAGAUGGAAAAGUUCUUGCAGGAAGAAGUGUUGUGGAUGAAUCCAUGCUCACAGGAGAAUCACUUCCCGUGUUCAAGGAAGAAGGUCUUUCUGUAUCAGCUGGAACAAUUAACUGGGAUGGUCCUUUAAGGAUUGAAGCAACUUCAACUGGAACUAAUUCAACAAUAGCCAAGAUUGUCCGUAUGGUUGAAGAUGCUCAAGGCCAUGAAGCACCCAUACAGAGGCUGGCUGAUAAAAUAGCUGGGCCAUUUGUUUACAGCGUAAUGACUUUGUCAGCUGCAACAUUUGCAUUUUGGUACUAUAUUGGAUCUAACGCAUUCCCAGAUGUUUUACUCAAUAAUAUUGCCGGACCAGAUGGUGAUCCGUUACUUUUGAGCUUGAAACUUGCUGUGGAUGUCUUGGUAGUUUCCUGCCCCUGUGCCCUAGGUCUUGCCACACCCACAGCUAUCUUGGUUGGAACCUCUCUUGGAGCAAGACAAGGACUUCUUAUUCGAGGAGGAGAUGUAUUGGAACGCUUGGCCGGCAUAGACUAUAUCGCUUUAGACAAGACGGGAACUCUCACUGAAGGAAAACCUGCUGUUUCUUCUAUUGCUUCUUUUGUUUAUGAAGACUCCGAAAUUCUUCGAAUUGCGGCUGCUGUAGAAAAUACAGCUUCACAUCCAAUCGCAAAGGCUAUCACAAAUAAGGCUGAAUCAUUGGGUUUGAGCACCCCAGUCACAACAGGGCAAUUGGUAGAACCAGGUUUUGGAACGUUAGCCGAAGUAGAUGGGUGUUUGGUUGCGGUUGGAUCCUUAGAGUGGGUUCGUGACCGAUUCCAAACCAGAACAAAUACGUCUGACAUUAUGAAUCUAGAACAUGCAAUUCACCAAUCAUCCAUAGGAGUAGCAUAUUCCAAUUACUCAAAAACAAUUGUUUACGUUGGACGUGAAGGUGAAGGCAUUAUCGGUGCUAUUGCAGUAUCUGACAGUUUGCGCCAUGAUGCUAAAUUUACUCUUAACAGGCUCCAGCAGAAGGGUAUCAAAACUGUCCUCUUAUCGGGAGACAGGGAAGAGGCAGUUGCAAGCGUAGCAGAGGUAGUUGGUAUAGGAAAGGAAUCAAUCAAAUCUUCAUUAGCUCCACAGAAGAAAUCAGAAGUUAUCUCUUCCCUUAAAGCUGGGGGAUAUCACAUUGCAAUGGUAGGUGAUGGCAUAAAUGAUGCACCAUCUCUUGCUCUUGCCGAUGUCGGUAUUGCUCUGCGUAUUGAAGCCCAAGAAAAUGCCGCAUCCAACGCCGCGUCCAUUAUACUCCUUGGAAACAAAUUAUCACAAGUUGUAGAUGCUUUGGAACUUGCACAGGCAACAAUGUCAAAAGUGUACCAAAAUUUAGCAUGGGCAAUUGCAUACAACGUAGUCACCAUUCCAAUAGCUGCAGGAGCACUGCUUCCAAAAUUCGAUUUUGCGAUGACACCAUCACUCUCAGGUGGGUUGAUGGCUUUAAGCUCGAUAUUUGUAGUUACAAAUUCGUUGCUUCUACAGCUCCAUGGGUCUGACAAGAGGAGUUAGUUUUGCCUACACAUAGCAGAGAUGUGUUUGUUCAAACCAAAUUAAGAAAUAAUGGAGUACUUCGGAUUAUAGCCACGUUGGCGUUUAGCUGAAGAGGAAUAGAGAUAUGAAUAAUGAGGUUUGGGAAUCGUUAUCGCUUUCCACGGAAUUUUUUGUAAAUAUGGAAUAACUGUAUGAUGAUAUGAUAAUAAAUAUUUUAAUUUAUUUGAGUGGAAAACUGAUAUUGAGAUUUGGACCAGAAAAAAAAAAUUAAUAAUAAA